Patella vulgata (common limpet) is the source of this 1569-nucleotide messenger RNA. RefSeq lists its product as uncharacterized. The coding region runs from base 1 to 1251 and encodes 416 amino acids. The record is from RefSeq and is a predicted model, not a curated record. Lineage: Eukaryota; Metazoa; Mollusca; Gastropoda; Patellidae. The transcript has 6 exons.
AUGAUGCUCUACGUUAUUACAAUAUGUUUAAUAGUAACCAAUUAUUGGACAGUUACUUCAUCGAGUACAGUGAGUGGUAAUUAUGAGUUAAAAUUUAGUUUAAUUAAAACCAAUGAAACAGUGGAAUCACCUAUAUUGACUGUUCAGAAAACAAUAGCAGCAGCAUGUGGUCUAGACUGUAAAAAUAAAACUUGGUGCGUUUCGUUUACAUUCAACAUCAAUAGAAACGAGUGUCGUCUUUAUGAUCUGAAUAUAAAUGAAACUGAAAACUGGACCGUUGACGUAGGUGUUAGGAGUUUUACUCUUAAACCAGACGGAAUAAACCUGGCCUAUCAGAAACCGACAUUCACAAGUUCUGUUGUUACUGGUCGUUCCAGUGAUCAAUCAGUAGACGGAGAUAUCACACCACAAGAUUUUGGUUCAAGCAAUAUCUGUUACCAAACGAAAGAUGAUGAUUUUAACCCAUGGUUUAUUAUAGAUCUAGAAGAUGUUUAUAUCAUCCGAGUAAUUGUGGUUUAUAAUGCUGACGAUUAUCCUGAAAGACUCCAUGAUGUCAACUAUGAGGUAUUUUCAACUAACCCAAACAACGACCCCUCAGCAGUUCCUAAUUGUUGCGCUUCGGUUGCAAAAUUCAACAAAGGAAAAAACAUUAUCAGAUGCAAUCGAGGGGUGUCUGGAAGAUUCCUGAAAAUUUCUAUCCAAAAAUCCCGAUUUCUAACUCUUUGUGAAGUGGAGGUGUUUGGAAAAGCUUUGAAUGCCAUAAACCCGUAUGAUUGUGUGGAUCACCGAAGUUAUUCUUGUAGACAAUUACCAGGUGGACCAAAUAUUGCGUAUGGAAAACUAACAUCUGAAAGUUCAUCACACUCGGGCCACUAUUCUUACCGUGCAACAGACGGAUUGAAACCAGUCAAGUACAAUACGUGUACUCAUUCAGCGGACGGAGACUUAAAUCCCUGGUGGCAGGUGGAUCUUUCGACCAUCUAUAAUAUAACCAGUCUAACUAUAGCUAACAGAGUUGAUGGUAAACAGUAUGUGGGCAGUCGUCUAUCAAACAUCAGUAUUCUGGUUUAUCAAUCCUUGCCAUCCGCAUCAACUCCAUCCACACUGUGUAAAUUUAUACCAGGAGAAUUCGGAUGUAUUAUUAGAACCGUAGAAUGUGACGAGGUGACUAUUGGACGAUGGGUUAGAAUUACCAAACCUACAGAAAUAUUAACACUGUGUGAAGUAGAAAUAACAGGUAAUAUUGAAUAGACAUCAGAAAGUGAGACGAACAUUUGAUAUAAAAAGUGAGAGAAGCAUUUUUAAACACCCACUUUGAUACAGUUUGAUGUUAAUUAUUGCACUAACAUUUCUUAUUAAUUAAGAUAUUAAUUUACGUAUGCUCAGUGUUUGGUGUUUCUUAUUAAUUAAUUUUUAUAAUCACAAUUAUACACGUUAUUUAUAUAAAAUCUGACUAAUUGUUAAACAGCGUAUCAUGGUUUCGUUAAAUGGCUUCCGUAAGCUAAUUGUUACUCGUUUGUAUCUAGCACUCUAUAACAUGUUUGCUUGUAUCAUUUGAUUCAUGACUGU